UAAAUUAUGUUCAUGACGUAGUGCUAAAGGCCAAAUUUGUUGAAAUUUUGGUGGUCUUCACAGCAGAAGUCGUUUUUUGACGGUAUCUUGGGGAAUAUGUAUGCUAUCUGAAUUGUAGUACCAAAGGGACCGUCAUAAAAUAUUAAGAAAGAAAGGAUCUUCACGUUGUCAAUCCUCCUUAUCAAUGCAAAUGCCUCUUUUGUGUGCAGCCAUAGCGCCUGUCUAGAGCUGUGAGAUGAAUUUUUAAUUAUGUGUGACUAAAACAAACUGUGGCAAAGAUUUUUAAAAGGAAAAAAACACAGAAAAUAAGACACAUAUUUACGAAUGUGAAGACUGACUGCUUGGUGGUGAAAGCACUAAACCAUGGACCCUAAGGAUAUCCCUACUGACGCGCCCCUAACUGUCAAUGAACAGGUGAUAGUGAUGUCUGGACACGAAACGAUCCGAGUCCUGGAAGUGGAGGUAGAUCAAGCCUCCCUUCCGUCCUCAGAGCCAGAUGUAAGGACUGGUUUGGCUGGUGAAGAUGGGGGUAGUCAGGCCACAGAGCAACCUGAGGCAGGAACACAGGGCAGCCCGAUAGCACCACAAAACACUGGGGGAGUAGUGCUAGGAGACCAGAUGGUGUCUGUGGAGUCUGCUGUCCAGACACUGGCCCAGACCGCAGUCCCCAUCAGCGUGUCUCUGUCACAGCCACAGGCCACCAUGCCCAUCACUGUACAGAGCUUGCAGGGCCUGCACGGUUUGCAGGGCCUGCACGGUUUGCAGGGCUGUCAACAGGUUCUGACCCAGGAUGGCUUGGCCACUCUGGUGACCGGGAUGAUGGCCCAGACAGGCUCACUGGGCCAGCCGCUGCUCAUUCCCCUGAGCAUGCCAGGGUCCAUGGGGGGCCAAGGAGGCCUCGCCGUCCUCACUUUCCCCACCAGCAAUGUUGCCACACUCCCCGGCCUUUCAGCUGCCAGCCAGGCCGGGGGCCUCCUCAAACUACCCUUUGCUGGCUUGCAAAGUUUGCAAGGCCUACAAGGACUGCAAACAGCCACUGUGCUGAAUUCUGUCCAGCCUCAGCAGGCUGUCUUUCAGCCUCAGACAGCCUCGCUCCAGCAGGUCCAGGCAGCCAUGCAGCAGGCUCAACAGAGCUCCCAGGUUACCGCGGCCCAGCUGGCUCAGGCCUUGCCAGCCGUCUCUCAACCCAGCGUGUCUGUGGCAACGCUCCAGUCUGCAGGCCUCUCCAUCAACCCAGCCAUUAUCAGUGCUGCGUCGCUUGGGGCUCAGACUCAGUUCAUCAGCUCCCUCACCUCCACCCCCAUCAUCACCAGUGCCAUGUCUGGAAUUACCAGCCAGAUAAUCACCAAUGCCCAGGGACAGGUGAUUGGAACCAUCCCCCUGAUGCUGAAUCCUGCCUCACUGACAGGAGGGGCUGCUACUCAAGCUCUGAACCUCCAAGGCCUGCAGGUCCAGGCUGUCCAGCCACAGCUUAUUCUGAACUCCCAGGGCCAGAUCAUUGCCACCAUAGGGAAUGGAACAGCCCCAGUCCCCACUUCCACAGCUGUAAUGCCCAAACCUAAUGUUCCCGUGACAUCAUCGAAGCCCAACACCCAGGCUCAGGUAACCACUGUUACGCAGUCGCCUGUUGUCAUCGCCCCACAGCCGUCUGCAAUGAAGGCAGUCACUCCCAUCUCAUCAGCCCCUGUCCCAUGUGGGGAGACACCCACUGUGGGUCAGCUCGUCAGCAAGCCACAGCAAGGAGGCACGGAUGAUGAGGGCAUCAAUCUGGAGGAGAUUCGAGAGUUUGCCAAGAACUUUAAGAUCCGCCGGCUGUCCCUGGGGCUGACACAGACACAAGUGGGACAGGCCCUCACGGCUACGGAGGGCCCAGCUUACAGCCAGUCUGCCAUUUGCAGGUUUGAGAAACUGGACAUUACACCCAAGAGUGCUCAGAAGCUGAAACCCGUUUUGGAGCGAUGGUUGGCAGAAGCUGAGCUGUGGAACCAGAAGGGUCAGCAGAAUCUGAUGGAAUUUGUAGGUGGCGAGCCAUCCAAGAAACGCAAGCGCCGCACCAGUUUCACCCCACAGGCCAUUGAAGUGCUCAACACCUACUUUGAGAAGAAUGCCUUGCCCACAGGCCAAGAGAUAACGGAAAUUGCAAAGGAGCUAAAUUAUGACCGUGAGGUUGUCCGCGUAUGGUUCUGCAACAGGCGCCAGACACUGAAAAACACCAGCAAAAUUAAUUUGUUUCAGGUUCAGAUGUAAGCCUGUGAAGUAACUUCUUGACUUAUGGGGACGUUGGGAGAAUAGGAUGAUCACUAAAGAAGAUUUUUUUUUUUAUGACAGUAACACAGUAAACCCUCAUUCAUUUGAAAUUAUAUGGACUUUAUCAAGAAAAGACACUGAAUGACACUUGACCUGAGUCCUAAUAUAUUGACUUGGAAUAAUCAUUUAUCUUGUGUGAGAGUGCGCGUGUGAGAGUGCGCGUGUGAGAGUGCGCGUGUGAGAGUGUAAGGGACUUGGUGAAAGAAAAACAUUGCAUGUGAAACGUAAAUGGUCACAGAAUCUUAUCAUUUGGACAAGCUCUUGUUUCCUUUAUUGAUGUACCGAGCCAUUUGUAAAACAAUGGCUGGAAUUUGAUACAUAGUUUUAUACACUUACAAAAAUAUUGUUUUGUAAGUGCUGUCUAUAAAUGUUUUGGCAAUUGCCUCUGAUGAUAUUUGGUUGACUUGCAUUACAUAGUUAGAGUUGUGCAGCAUCAGAUUACUCAGUUCUGAUGUUAAGAUGGUGCCACCAAAAUAGGUUGGGAACUGUCAGUUUGUAUGAUUCUAUGUUGGUGUGUUGUGUGAAUGUUGUAGUACUUUGAGAAAGUAUUCUGAGUCAGAAAAGCCAAUGCCCUAUUGAAUACCAUGGUGAAGGUUUUCAUUAGUUUAACUCUAAAAGCCACUUAUACACAUCUAUUGUUUUAAAUAGUUAAGGGAUGACAGUCCUGUGUUUGUGAGAAGAUGAUACAGUCAAGAGUUUUAAACACUGCCUGUCUCAAGUGAGACAGGUCUGGGUAAUAUUUAAGAUGUACUGUAUAGAGAGAAUACUUGCAUAACAAAAAUAAUCAAUGAGUUAAUCAAAUUGAUUGAAUAAAUCAACUCGACUAUGUGAAUUAAUUAACACAUGUAUAGUAGUUUUGGAUUUUCAUAAAAAAAUGUUUUCUCCACUGAAAAUAACGAUAAUUUAGGGACAAACUAAAUUGAAGGAUUUAAUGGUUUCCCAACUCUGUUCUAUAACCUUGUAAUCUUUUGCACUUUAAGGAUAGGUCAUCUUGUAUGAGAUAACUUAUUAAAAGCCUUAAUUGCAGAUGAGUGGAGAAACGUGCAGUUGAAGGCAGCUUUAUAAACAGGCAAAAUCUAAAUGAAGUAUAUUACGCUUGGAAAUCUAGAAUGUUUAUUGACUCUAGAAUAUCUUAGAUUUUUAUAAUUUUUUCUGUCUGGUCUGUCAAACAUAAUUUAAUAUGUAGCACAUACUAGCUGGUGACCCUGCAAAUUUAAGUGGUUGAUAUGUACAUGUUUGGUUUGACAUACAGACCGUUUUUAAAUGGUCAAAAUGUUUGUGCAUCAAUUUUGCAAUGUUAUCUUUACUUUAGGCAUUGUGGUACAUGACUGAUGAGAAUAAACAGCAAUACUUGGUC
Molecule: messenger RNA, 3664 nt
Organism: Esox lucius (northern pike)
Lineage: Eukaryota; Metazoa; Chordata; Actinopteri; Esociformes; Esocidae
Gene: pou6f1
Product: POU class 6 homeobox 1
Exons: 11
Coding region: 364-2247 (627 amino acids)
Biological process (GO): regulation of transcription by RNA polymerase II
Molecular function (GO): DNA-binding transcription factor activity, RNA polymerase II-specific; RNA polymerase II cis-regulatory region sequence-specific DNA binding
Source: RefSeq, a predicted model, not a curated record